AUGUCAGAGCUGUUUCUGCAGUAUCCAGCCUUCGCUAGGUCUGUAGUCAAGAGUGGGUGGCAAGUGUUGCUGGGUCUGACGAGAGCUGAGGAUCGAGGUCAUGGACAGAUCCGUUUGUCACCAUCUGACUCCGGACAUCACUGGUGCCAGAACAGCCACACCACCAACAUCAUUGUCCUCUAUGCUGAGCCAGAAACAUUAUAUGGCAAUGAGCUCUCUGUAAGCAUCCUCUCGGAUGCUGGAACGUGGGUCGAAGUUAUAUCUACCCCUGGCAAAUUGAUCAAUUCCAAAAAGCUGGUCGGGGUGGCGCAUCCAAUCUUAUCAAAUUCCGACUCCGAGCCUCCGCAGAGCUAUAUUGGGUGGCUCUGCCUAGAUCGGGUAGCAUGGUUCGAAACAGUUCCAGCAAUCGUGACGGCUGUAGCUCCGGGACACCUCAAGGAGUUGUAUGGCUGUCCAGCUGUCAUCAGAUAUUCUGGAGAACUACAAGAAGGGAAGCCAGAAUCCACAACACUGGUUGCUACGAAAAGUACUGUUUUGGAACCUUGA
Aureobasidium melanogenum CBS 110374 is the source of this 546-nucleotide messenger RNA. RefSeq lists its product as uncharacterized. Bases 1 to 546 code for a protein of 181 amino acids. The record is from RefSeq and is a predicted model, not a curated record. The transcript is spliced from 3 exons. NCBI's taxonomy places the organism in Eukaryota, Fungi, Ascomycota, Dothideomycetes, Dothideales, Saccotheciaceae.